AUGCCACCGGAGCCAGCCACCCAAGGUGGCACUUUUAUUCACGAGCUCAUUGGUCUCUCACCCAGUGGCUUCCGCGAGACGGUCCGGAACUCAUUCUCUUCCUUGACUAGGCGGGAAGAAUACGGUACCAAUGUGACUCCCGCACCACCGCCCGACGCCGGCGUGGUUGCCGAAGUGAGGACCGGUCACCCCCAUGCGGGCCAGACCCGGCUACCACCACCACCAUCACCACCUCCGGCGCCUGAGCCGUGCCCCCGCCAUCUUCUCAAUUUGCCGCACGAGAUCUGGCUCAUGAUCCUGGAGCGUCUCGCCUUCGCCGACAUCGUGCGCCUGCGCAGGACAUGCAAGCGGCUCCGCACCUUGGCCGACCCCAAGCAGAUACGCGAUCUCUUGGGCCCAGUUAAGCUGCACGCCCAGCUUCUCAGCCACUGCAAGGUCUGCCUGCUGUACGAUCCCUUUCGCUCUCACCUUUUGCGGUCAACCCGUGCGGACCCCGGGUAUCCCCUGGCCAGCCGUUGCAUCACCUGCGCCAUGAAGGCCCGCGAUCCCCGCGUCCGCGUGGGCAAGAUGAUCGACUUGGCCAAUCUCGACACCGCCCGGGUGUGCCGCUGGUGCGGCACACCCAUCAUCGAUGGGGGCGCCUUUGGAUGCGCCGAGAUGCAUCGAUUUUGCUACAAGCGAUACAAUGAUGUUCUCUUCGUCUUCUUCUGGAUCGGCUGGACCCAGCUCGGAUUGGGAAUUGUUGCUGCCGCUCUUGCGUGGAGGUAUUACCGGCACGCCAUCUUGGUGUUUGCGCCCACCGUGGCCAGCUUUAUUAUAUUGUGGAUUCCCUUAGCCCUGCUCGCUUGCUCCCACACGUGGGGGAAAUACCACUACAUGUUGGGCUUCGAGCUGGUCAUUCUGGGACUCUGGGUUCCCCCCAUCUACUACGUUGCUUCCGAGAUAGCGACUGCGAGCGGCGGUCCAAUCCCAAGCAGCACGCAGGCCAGCCUUGCCAUGUUUGCCCUGAAUAUGGCUUUCCGGCUCAUGAACGUUGUCGGGAAUCUCGUGAUUUUCCUCGCUUUCGAUACAACUAAAAGGAACUGGUCCGACAUCCCGGUUUGGAAGCGUUUGUUCCACUAUCUGGCAACCGCCUUCGUCAUGUGGACUUGCCCUCAGUCGUUGGAGCAGAUGUUCCCGCCAAACGGAGACUCGGUUCUGAUGUGA
Messenger RNA from Chaetomium fimeti, 1206 nucleotides. RefSeq lists its product as uncharacterized. The record is from RefSeq and is a predicted model, not a curated record. The transcript has 3 exons. Gene Ontology annotation, molecular function: protein binding. NCBI's taxonomy places the organism in Eukaryota, Fungi, Ascomycota, Sordariomycetes, Sordariales, Chaetomiaceae. The coding region runs from base 1 to 1206 and encodes 401 amino acids.